CACCCACUCCCUCUUCUGCUGGAGCCGCAUUCUUUCUUUCUCGCAGCUUUUACAGACCUGCUUCCGCGCGGCACUGCGUCUGACCCGCGUCAGUCAAUGUUACUGCGAAAUGGACCUCCGAUCGGAGCUUCUGAAAUCCAUCUGGUAUGCAUUUACCUCGCUGGAUGCGGAGCAUAGCGGCAAAGUGUCCAAGUCACAAUUAAAGGUGCUUUCUCACAACCUUUACACGGCCUUGAAUAUCCCACAUGAUCCUGUGGCGCUGGAGGAGCACUUUCGUGAUGAUGACGAGGGGCCGGUCUCCAACCACGGCUACAUGCCCUACCUCAACAACUACAUCCUGGCCAAGGCAAAAGAGGGAACCUUUGACAAGGAGAUGUUAGAUGACCUGUGCUGGAUGAUGACGGUGAAGAAGAACCAUGAGCCGGGGCUGAAGGACACUGUGUGCUCACGGAAGGAUAGCUUCAAGCUCUUCUGUCUCUUCAACCUGCUGUCAGAAGAUCGCUACCCCCUGAUCAUGAUCCCGGCUGAGGUGGAGUACCUGAUAAAGAAGAUCUCCACAGCCAUGAACCAAGACUGGGAUGGCAGACUGCUGGAGGAUCUUCUAUCCCAUGAUCCUUCCCUGCAGGAAGGCAUGUCUGUCUGGCAGUUCUUGGAGCACAUUCGUUCUGGGCGGCUCUUGCGGAUCACAAGCGUGGACACCUUCAGCCUGACUUUGGACGAUGUCUUUCAGGAGAUGUACCACAACGUGCUUAAGAAGGGAUACAUGUGGAAGAAGGGGCAUAUGCGGCGGAACUGGACAGAGCGCUGGUUCGUCCUGAAGUCCUCCAACAUCUCUUACUAUGUCAGUGAGGACCUUAAGGAGAAGAAGGGAGAAAUACCUCUGGACAAGGACUGCGUGGUGGAGAGCCUACCUGACAAGGAGGGCAGGCGCUGUCUGUUGUGUGUUAAGACACCCACCCGGGCCUACGAGAUCAGCGCCUCAGACCAGAAACAGCGCGUUGAGUGGAUCCAAGCCAUACAGACGGCACUGCGCCUCUUAGGGGAGGGGAAGUCCUCCCUGCACCAGGAGAUGAAGCUGAAGCGGCGGGAGCAAAGGGGGGGCAGCCGGCGCAGCCGAGGGGAGGUGCAAAUUACCCAGGAGCUACAGGAGGAGAGAGAGCGCCAGGAACAACAGAUCGAGAACAUCAUCCAGCACCAGAGAGAGGUGGAGGCUAAGCGCCGGGAGCAGGAGGAGCAGGAGAGGGAGCGUCAAAGGGAGGUGCAGAGGGAGCUGGAGAGACAGCUGCAGGAGGCUGAGAAGGUGAGGCAUUGCGUCUGCGCUGACAUCAGGGCCAUGAAUCUGACUGCUGACGUAUGCCAGGCCAGGGACACCAUGGUGGAGGAGCUGACCUUGAAGGAGAAGGAGGCAGAGCAGCAGCGCAGGAGGAUUCGGGAGCUGGAGAUGACACAGGAGAAGCUGGAAGUGGCACUGAACACUGAGAUCCAGGCCCGCCUGGAAGAGGAGCGAGCGCGCCUGGAACAGGAACGGCUACUGCAGGAGGAGGAGGAGAAGCUGAAACAGCUGCAAAAGCUCCAAGAAGAGCAGGUAGCCCUGCAGCAGAAGAGCCAGCUGGAGAUAACCACCCCAGCAAAGCCAUCCGCCAUCGACGCCGCUUCCCAGGAGCUGCAGACCCUGAGGGAGACACGAGAGAGGAGCCACCAGCACCUGGAGGAGGCCCAGAAGAAGCUGGAGAAAGCGAGCUGUCGCGUAAAACACUGGAACGUGCAGCUGAACAGGCUGCUGGGGCCCAUUUCCCCUGGAGAACGGUUUGAGACACAUAAGAACAUAAAGAAGAACCAUGCCAAGCCAGAGUUUGCCUUUGCCAGCCAAGAGUUUAUUUCCAAAUUCCAGCCUGACACCAAUCAGCAAUCACCCAAGUUUGACAGCCAAUCAUCGGAGGAGGAGGAGGAGGAGGAUCUUCCUGGGCACAUGGAUGAUUUCAGCCUAUCAGACAAAGAUAAAAUGCAGACACAGGAAAAUAGGAAAAGCUGUUAGGUCCCUGUUGGGACACUUUCGCACCCCAGUCUUGAUAAAUAACAUAGUCUUAAGUUUUUUAUAGUUCAUCAGUAAAAAUCACUAACCAGUGAUAGUAAGAGAGUUCAUGUGGAUUGUUUGUAUAUAUUGUGCCUGGAUCUUGGUUAUGGUUAGUUUGUAAAAAUGCUUGUGGUUAAAAUUUUCGGGCCAUAGUGUCAUCUGGUGAUGCUCUGAAAACAAAGCUACCAAAUCAGUGGGGGGGGGGGGGGUUGCCCAUAAUGUACCUCUCCUUUUCAGAUGUGAUGAAUAAGGUUGAAUUUCGUCUUUGGAAGAGACCAUGAAGGCUUAUUGGACAGGAGAUGAGCUUCACAGCUGUGACUUAGUCUGCUCACUAUUCCAUGCCUUUUCACAAACCGUUGCCCUAAAAAACUUUUACAAGAUCUGCUAUAAUAGACAAGCUGGUUACAGAACAAACAUGAACAAGCAGAUAUUUUUAAUUUUUAAUGGUGCGAUAAUGAGCCGAUCUAGAGUAGACACAACCUGUGGUUUUAGGAACAACUACACUCAGCGUCUUAAUUCCUGUAAUCAGUGUGUAAUGAAUCUCAUUUUAAUAUGCAGUUGUUGUAAAUGUGAAUGUAACCUCCACUAAUUCCAUGGUGUUCAUAGUCUUUCUUAGACUGUUAUUUUCUGUGUACAGUAUUUGUGUACUGAUUAUAUGACUCUAAUAAAUGGGUUAUUUACAGUCUAA
Messenger RNA from Brienomyrus brachyistius, 2762 nucleotides. RefSeq names its product DEF6 guanine nucleotide exchange factor c (gene def6c). The transcript is spliced from 11 exons. The record is from RefSeq and is a predicted model, not a curated record. The coding region runs from base 110 to 2035 and encodes 641 amino acids. Gene Ontology annotation, cellular component: nucleus; cytoplasm. Lineage: Eukaryota; Metazoa; Chordata; Actinopteri; Osteoglossiformes; Mormyridae.